Messenger RNA from Colletotrichum navitas, 1749 nucleotides. RefSeq lists its product as uncharacterized. The record is from RefSeq and is a predicted model, not a curated record. Lineage: Eukaryota; Fungi; Ascomycota; Sordariomycetes; Glomerellales; Glomerellaceae. Bases 433 to 1635 code for a protein of 400 amino acids. The transcript is spliced from 2 exons.
CCGCUUCGUCCGCACUCUCUCUCUCUCUCUUAAACCAAACCUGCCUGCAGAUUUCGUUAUUUCUUCCGAUUUCUUGGUUCUUCUCUCCCUACCCAUCUAUCUACACCCAAGGACAUCACCCCAACAACUCGGUCAUUGCCGACACCUACACUAACAGGCUAGGUCGGCCAGCACACGCACACUCAUACGACUAUUACCGCCUGACACUCGUCUUUAUUUUUCCCGCUGACCAUUAAUACCUCAUUGUUUUUGCUACAACACGAAACCGCAUUCCUCUUGCUCCUUCUCUUUAUCACUAGGAGACGCUCGCGAGGCUACGAGACAGUUCGUUCCACGGCAUCUUCCCAUUCAUUGAGCUGACCCACCAGACAAGUGUGGGCGAGAGCUCACUUACAAUCCCCACCUCGCCGUACUUUCGGCUUCCUCACGUUCAUGGAUCUCGAUAUGAGCCGGCGCAAGCACUCGGUUGCAGCCCCUCUGGUCGUCGCCGGUUUCCUGCUGCUGGCGUCCGCACCCACACUGGUUUCCGCCCACCCUUACCCUCUGCAAAAUGUGGCCAACAACCUAUUUUAUGAACUUGGAGACAAGUUCAUGAAGCGCGACUGCGUCCAGCGUUGCGGUGUUGACUCUCAAUACUGCUGUGGCUCUGGCGAACAGUGCUACACAGUCGACAAUAUCGCUGGCUGCAGCACCAUCAACGGUGGUGGGGGCUAUGGCAUCUUCACCACAACCUGGACCGAGACCAAUACCUUCACCAGCACUAUCACAACAGAUUGGCCUGCGACAACAAACGUCGGAGGAGGGGGAGCUGGAGGCACGUGUGUCCCACAGCACGAAGGAGAGACAGCAUGCGGCAGCAUUUGCUGCGCCGUCUAUCAGUACUGUGCCUACGCAGGGCAAUGCGCCCAGCGAGCUGGCUGGGGUGGAGGUAUCACCACCGUUACCUCUGGAGGCGUAACAAUCACUACUCAAUUCUCGGCCCCCUAUCGCAUCACAAGCACGGCAGCCACAGGCACCUUUGCAUCGGCAACCGCGACUGGAACUGGAACCGUUGUGCCCGUGACCAACGAGGGUACUGGCGGAGGUUUGAGCGGCGGCGCAAUCGCGGGUAUUGUUAUCGGCACUCUCGCUGGCCUUGGUCUGCUCAUGCUGCUCUGCUUUUGCUGCAUCGCCCGUGGUCUCUGGGGCCUCAUCUUCGGCGGCAAGAAGAAGAAGGAGCACAGCCGUGAGCGGAUCGAGGUCGUCGAAGAAAGAUACUCACGCCACGGCAGUCGUAUGCCCUCGGCCCACUCCCACCGCCCCUCGCAUGCCGGCUGGUUCGCGGGCGGCAGCCGUCCUGCACCCGCUGCGCGCCGCAAUGAGGAGAAGAAGGAGGGCGCCAAGUGGUUGGGCCUGGGUGCCGCCGCCGCGACGUUGCUGGCGCUGCUGAACGUUAAGAAGGACAAGCCAGCGCGCAAGCCGCGGUCGAGCUACACGGAUUCGUACUACUCGUACACGGGGACAAGUCCCAUUCCAGCUCGGGUGGAAGAACUCACCGAACCGGUCAAACACGCGGUACCCGCACGACACGACACUCACGGAGGUAGCGAAGCAUCCUUCUCUUGGAGGUCUUCCCGGCCUCAAAAUAUUGCAUAGGUAUUCGGCCGCUUUCUUUAUAAGGCCCUGCCGAAGCCCAGAACAUGCUUCGACACGUAUAUAAAUUGGUAUUAUUGUCUUUUCUUGCUGUUCUUUCUAUUGGCGUUAAGGAGA